Molecule: messenger RNA, 3179 nt
Organism: Xenopus laevis (African clawed frog)
Lineage: Eukaryota; Metazoa; Chordata; Amphibia; Anura; Pipidae
Gene: rasa4.S
Product: RAS p21 protein activator 4 S homeolog
Exons: 21
Coding region: 505-2916 (803 amino acids)
Biological process (GO): cellular response to calcium ion; intracellular signal transduction; negative regulation of Ras protein signal transduction
Molecular function (GO): phospholipid binding; GTPase activator activity
Source: RefSeq, a predicted model, not a curated record
AAUCCAGGCUCCUGUCUCCCAAUCACAGUGGCACUCAGUCUGAAUUAGUUCACUUUUAUUGCUCUGUCUGGGUUUUUUUUUUUUCGUGUGUCAAACACCAGACGUUCUCGCUGACUGACUGCUCUCUCUAUAUGGGUAGGCUCAUCCCCUCUAGUACUGCGGCUCUUUGCUUCCCGGAUAAGCCGCUGCAUGAGGAACAGCAGUACAGGCUCUUCUCUCACCAAAGAUAAUUCCACUGCCCAAUGUGCAGCCAAAUUAUCAGGGGGACUGAGUGAUAACUGUGGGCGUGUCUACUGUCUGUGUCCCCGUGUGCAGUAUGUUAAUGACCAAGUGCUGCCACAACAAAGGAGAAUGAAGGUUUGAUUUGUCACGCCCCCCUAGAUCCCCGAUUGAUGGAUCGGAGCAGCCAGGAAACACCUGCACUGGCCGGACCGGCGAGCUCAUGUACAAGCAGCCAGGGGGUGACUGCUGAUCUCUGACUGUCUGUCGCUCCUGCUCCCAGCUAUGGCCGAAAGGAGUUCCCUAUUUAUUCGGAUCGUGGAAGGAAAGAAUUUGCCAGCAAAGGACAUCAACGGCAGUAGUGAUCCCUACUGCAUUGUGAAAAUUGAUGAUGAGACUAUUAUCAGAACCGCUACAGUGUGGAAGACUCUUUCACCAUUCUGGGGAGAGGAGUACAAGGUCCACCUGCCUCCUAACUUCCAUUCUGUGUCUUUCUAUGUGAUGGAUGAAGAUGCACUCAGUCGUGACGAUGUCAUCGGAAAGGUCUGUUUAACACGUAAUGUCCUGGCUGAACAUCCUAAAGGUUACAAUGGAUGGAUGAAUCUAACAGAAAUAGAUCCAGAUGAAGAAGUACAAGGAGAAAUUCACCUAAGAAUUGAAAUAAUUAAUACAGAUGUGCCACGUAAAGUACGCUGCACAGUGUUUGAAGCAAGGGACUUGGCACGGAAGGACAGGAAUGGGGCUUCAGAUCCAUUUGUCAGAGUGCAGUAUAAUUCUAAAGUGCAGGAGAGCUCGGUCGUGAAAAAGUCUUGCUACCCUCGCUGGAAUGAGGCAUUUGAGUUUGACCUAGAAGAAACAAUUACUGAGAAAUUAAGUAUAGAGGUUUGGGACUGGGAUCUUGUCAGCAGAAACGACUUCCUUGGAAAGGUGCUGAUCAACUUAAAUGCACUACAAACUACCUUACACGAAGAAGGAUGGUUCAGACUGAGUCCUGGGAAGUCUACAGCAAACAUAGAUGAGGGAAACCUUGGGUCCCUGCAGCUCCAAGUGAGGCUUCGUGAUGAGACUGUCCUUCCGUCAGAAUACUACAAGCCUUUGGUUCAGUUGUUGUGUCAGGAGGUUAAAGAUUCAUAUAAGGAAAAAAGCAUUAAAUUAAUAUCACUAAUAGAUGACACAACAUCUGCUGAGUGUAGACAGGAGGUGGCAACCAACUUGGUCAAACUAUUCUUGGGACAAGGAAUAGCUAAGGAAUACUUGGAUCUGCUUUUCAGACUUGAACUUGAUAAAACAAAUGAACCCAACACAUUAUUCAGAAGUAAUUCUUUGGCAUCAAAAUCAAUGGAAUCAUUUCUUAAGGUGGCUGGAACUCAGUACUUGCAUAGUGUUGUUGGACUAACAAUAAAUCGUAUCUUUGAAGAGAAAAAGUAUGUUGAACUUGAUCCCAGUAAGGUAGAGAUCAAAGAAGCAGGGUGCUCCAGCUUGCACAGGAUCCAGACGGAGAGUGACCUGAUCCAGCAGAGCGCCCAGUACCUUCAGUCUUAUUUAACAGACCUCCUGACCGCAAUAACAAAGUCAGUAAAGUUGUGUCCUGCCACAAUACGUGCCACAUUUAGGCAACUAUACAAGAGAGUAGAAGAAUGCUUUCCAGAAAAUAAACACAUGAAUGUCAAGUUCAUUGCUGUAACCAGUUUCCUGUGCCUCCGUUUCUUUUCUCCUGCCAUAAUGUCUCCCAAACUGUUUCACCUUAGAGAAAAGCAUGCUGAUGCACGAACAAGCCGCACAUUGCUUCUUCUAGCCAAGGCUAUUCAAAAUGUAGGAAACAUGGAUGCUCCAGCGAGCCGAGCAAAGGAAAGCUGGAUGGCUCCACUGCAACCGACAAUACAGCAAGGUGUCUUGCAGCUGAAAGAGUUUAUAAUUAAACUAAUUGAUAUUGAGGAGAAGGAAGAAUUAGACCUACAGAGAGCACUAAAUCUACAAAGCCCUACAGUCAAGGAAGGCCAGUUAAUGAUCUACAAAACUAAAGGCAAGGGAUACCUACUGGCUUCUUCUUUUAAGAAACUCUUUAUCACCUUAACCCAUGAUGCCUUGAAUUUUGCCAAAACUUCCUAUUCCAAGAAAAGUUCCUUUAUUCCGCUCUCAAGAAUCCGAGCAUUGGAAAAAGUAGAAGAGAAGUGUUUUGGCAAUUCCAAUGUAAUGCAGAUCAUCUACACAGAUGAAACAGAGAACCUGGGGGCUUUAUAUUUGCAGUGUAAGUGUGUCAAUGAACUAAAUCAGUGGUUGUCAGCAUUAAGGAAAGUGUGUGUCAACAAUACUGAAAUGCUGUGUUCUUACCAUCCCGGUGUGUUUAAAGGAGAUAAAUGGAGUUGCUGCCACCAAAAGGACAAAGCAGGAGCUGGCUGUGACAAAACCCGCCAUGAAGUCACUUUGCAAGAAUGGAAUGAUCUUUUGGAUCCUGACUUAGAGGCUCAGCUUAUUUUCAGACAUCUACUUGGAGUGAGAGAAUUGAUGAAGGAGAAAUACGUGCAAUGGGCAGAGCAGGCCAACAAAGAGACACCUAUUCUACAUUCAGAGCCUCAGUUAAAAGACAACGCCUCCCAGUUGUUCCAGAUUCUGCAUGAUCUCGAAGCUGCGCACAAUUCUUUGACCGUUUUCUCAAAUGUAGACGAUAAAGAAAAAAAGUACUUGCUGGAAUUGUAGCUAUACAUGUAAUGCAUUCGUAGCAGUAAAUAAUGCUGUGCUGGCAAUACUAAGUAAAUAUUUUAUUAGGGAAUAGCACCUUGAACUGCCAAAAUUCUGUAAAACCUGCAAUUAAACAUAUAUAUAUGUAUAUAAUCAGAAUGAAUGGCUCUGUUGUACAAAGCAGCUGCUGAGAUACCUGAAGCACACAACUAAAGAAGUAGCUAGAAAUGUUGUACAUUAUGUUUUGUGCUUCUGUACCAGCCCAAGGCAACCACAAUCCU